UGUAUUUCAUCCAUGCGCUAUCCGGGAGAAGGCUGGCGCUUGUUUAACAGACAACAAUGUUUGAACCAUUACUGACAGGCCACAACAUCACAGCAGUGCUGGUUGGUGUUCUGACGUUUCUUUUAUUCGUCAUAUUCCGAGUCCGUAAACCAGCGGGCUACCCCCCGGGUCCGCCGGGAUGGCCCGUGCUCGGCAACCUCCCCAGUCUGGCCCGGAACGCCCACCUGCAGCUGACGGCCUGGCGUGGGACGUACGGGGACGUCUUCAGUGUGAAGAUGGGUCUACAGGACGCCGUGGUGGUCAGCGGGAUGGACGCUAUCAGGGAGGCCCUGGUCAGGAAGGCCGAGCACUUCUCCAGCAGACCAGACCUGUUCCUGAUGCGCCGUAAUAACCAUCGGAAUGGUAACUAA
This is a messenger RNA of Branchiostoma belcheri (Belcher's lancelet), 410 nucleotides long. RefSeq names its product cytochrome P450 1A1-like. Gene Ontology annotation, molecular function: oxidoreductase activity, acting on paired donors, with incorporation or reduction of molecular oxygen; iron ion binding; monooxygenase activity. Bases 57 to 410 code for a protein of 117 amino acids. The transcript has a single exon. Gene Ontology annotation, cellular component: intracellular membrane-bounded organelle. The record is from RefSeq and is a predicted model, not a curated record. NCBI's taxonomy places the organism in Eukaryota, Metazoa, Chordata, Leptocardii, Amphioxiformes, Branchiostomatidae.